AAACACAGCGGCAGAGUCCCAGAUUGAAGGAAAACCAUUGGCGCCCACUCUUUCUCCUCACAAAAAUUCUGUGACACAUUCUUUCCUCUCUCUCUGUCUAUCUCUCUCUCUCUCUCUCUAUGUAUAUAUAGAUAGAUGGGUUCUCUGAGGUUAUUUAUUAUCAGGAGGAUUACAUGAAAUGGUGAGGUCUUGUACAGGAAAACACACUUUUACAAAAGCAACCGUGGUCGCAGCUUUGGGAGGGCUUGUUGGUGCAGUGUUGGUAUUAGAUUUUCUCUGGGCAUCGGUUUCUUCUUCUUCUUCUUCUUCUUCUACAUAUUCAUACACCAUUUGGGCUAAUCACAGAUCUCGUCUUGUAGUCAUCUCAAAUCUCACGGACCCAUCUCAGAACAAGAGAGCAGAUGUUAAAGAGAAGAAGCAACGUGUUCCUGAGGGGUUAUUAAACUAUACUUUUGCUGAUAUAGCCGCGCCCCGAUUAGAAUGGGAGGAGAUGGCACCAGCGCCUGUGCCACGGUUGGAUGGAUCGUCGGUACAGAUUAAGAAUCUUCUGUAUGUAUUUUCAGGAUAUGGAACUAUUGACUAUGUGCACUCCCAUGUUGAUGUAUACAAUUUUACAGAUAAGACAUGGGGAGGAAGAUUUGAUACUCCAAAAGAAAUGGCGCAUUCGCACUUAGGAAUCACAACAGAUGGGAGAUAUGUAUAUGUGAUCUCAGGACAAUAUGGUCCACAAUGCAGGGGUCCGACAGCUCGUGCAUUUGUGUUGGACACUCAAACAAAAAAAUGGCAGAGCUUUCCCCCAUUACCCGUGCCUAGGUACGCUCCAGCAACUCAAAUAUGGAAAGGCAGACUCCAUGUGAUCGGUGGCAGCAAGGAGAAUCGCCACACGCCUGGUAAAGACCACUGGAGUAUUGCAGUGAAGAAUGGAAAAGCAUUAGAGAAAAAGUGGCGAACUGAAGUUUCCAUUCCCCGUGGGGGACCACACAGGGCUUGUGUUGCAGUUGAAAAUCAGCUUUAUGUUAUUGGUGGUCAAGAGGGUGAUUUUAUGCCCAAGCCUGGUUCACCCAUCUUCAAGUGCUCACGCAGGCAUGAGGUAGUUUAUGGUGAUGUUUAUAUGCUGGACGAGAAAAUGAAAUGGAAAGAGUUACCUCCCAUGCCAAAACCUGACUCCCAUAUAGAAUGUUCUUGGGUUCUUGUCAAUAAUUCCAUUAUCAUUGUUGGAGGCACAACUGAAAAGCACCCUGUGACAAAAAGGAUGAUCCUGGUUGGAGAAUUGUUCCGAUUUGAUCUACGCUCACACAAAUGGUCAGUGAUUGGAAGGCUUCCCUACCGUGUGAAAACUACUCUGGCCGGUUUUUGGGAUGGAUGGUUGUAUUUUACGUCUGGACAGCGGGACAGAGGACCCGAUAAUCCCCAACCAAGGAAGGUCAUUGGAGAUUUGUGGAGAACCAAGCUGAGCUUGUGAUAUGAUCUUGUCUGACUACACAUUGUAAUCAUAUCAAAACUGUUUCAAUCCCAUCUUCUCCCUCAUGCAUUUCGAAGCUGUUUCAUUUUUGUUGUAAUUCUUCCUUUUCCCAGGCUAGGUGUAGUCUAGAUCUUUAUUCUUAUUUAUUUAUUUUGUUCUUCGAGAAUUGUAUUCAGAGGCGCAUGUUCAAUUACAGUUCUUGUAUAAUAAUUUUAUAUUAGACAUCACUAUAAAGAUAAAAAUAAAUAAAAUUUUUCAUUCAUCUCAAGUUAGAUCACAUUCAGAUCA
Camellia sinensis is the source of this 1750-nucleotide messenger RNA. RefSeq names its product kelch repeat-containing protein At3g27220. The record is from RefSeq and is a predicted model, not a curated record. NCBI's taxonomy places the organism in Eukaryota, Viridiplantae, Streptophyta, Magnoliopsida, Ericales, Theaceae. Gene Ontology annotation, molecular function: protein binding.